Arachis duranensis is the source of this 5866-nucleotide messenger RNA. RefSeq names its product formin-like protein 20. Lineage: Eukaryota; Viridiplantae; Streptophyta; Magnoliopsida; Fabales; Fabaceae. The record is from RefSeq and is a predicted model, not a curated record. The coding region runs from base 633 to 5075 and encodes 1480 amino acids. The transcript is spliced from 17 exons.
UCGUUGAAGACAGAGAGACAAUAGACCCACUCUUCUCUCUCCUUCUCUCUCUUCUAUUUUUCUGAGUUGAGAGAGAGAAAGAAAGAAAGAAAGAAAGAAAGAAACUGAAGAAAGAGAAAAGACAGCUCUAACUUCCCAACGAGAUAAUAUAGCAGUGUGUGUCUCCUUUUUCAUUUUCAGUCCACUACGCUUCUUCUCCGUUUCAUUCACAUUUCCACCUUUUACCUUCAACCCAAAAAAAAGGGAACUUUUUUUUUUUUGAAUUUCAUACCUUACAGCAACUACUUCUACUUCACUUCAAAUCAUUCUCUCACAAUUCUACCUCUCUAAAUUUACUUUUAUUAUAAUUUUAUUACUAUCUAUCUCUCAAUUCGCCCUUUGGGAAUUCAAUUAUUUGACUAGUCUUUUUGUUCAGCUUUUUUUCUUUUUUGGGUUUGAUCACCAUUCAUCAACUUGUUCCGCCCCAAGUUGUGAAUUCGCCGUUUUUGGGUUCAGGUUGGCUCCGAUCGAAUUGGGUAUUUGCGGGAUCUGCGAAGGUGUCUGGUUGUUGCAAAAAGUUUUGAUCUUUGCUUUGCGGGGACGAACUCAAAACAUCGGUUUGGAUCUGAUCGGGGCGGAAACAGCGCCAUCAGAUGGCGCUGUUCAGAAGGUUCUUCUACCGGAAGCCGCCGGAUCGGCUUCUAGAGAUCUCCGAGAGAGUUUAUGUUUUUGACUAUUGCUUCUCUACGGAUGUCUUGGAAGAAGAUGAGUAUAGGGGUUAUAUGGGGGGGAUUGUGGCGCAGCUACAGGAUCACUUUCCAGAUGCUUCUUUCAUGGUGUUCAACUUCCGAGAAGGGGAUAGACGCAGCCAAAUCUCAGAUAUAUUUGCUCAGUAUGACAUGACGGUUAUGGAGUACCCUCGGCAAUACGAGGGUUGCCCCCUUCUGCCAUUGGAGAUGAUCCAUCACUUCCUUCGAUCAGGUGAAAGCUGGUUGUCUUUGGAGGGGCAACAAAAUGUGCUUUUGAUGCACUGCGAAAGGGGAGGUUGGCCCGUGCUGGCAUUUAUGUUAGCAGGUCUUUUAUUAUACCGUAAACAGUACACUGGGGAGCAGAAAACUCUUGAGAUGGUGUACAAGCAAGCUCCAAGAGAACUCCUACACCUUUUAUCUCCCUUGAACCCACAACCUUCACAGUUGAGAUAUCUUCAGUAUAUUUCAAGGAGACAUUUGGGUUCCGAGUGGCCCCCUUCUGAAACACCCUUGUGUUUGGAUUGUCUGAUUCUUAGGGUCCUUCCGUUAUUUGAUGAUGGAAAAGGUUGCAGGCCUGUGGUACGUGUGUAUGGUCAAGACCCUUCAAAUCCUGCUAAUAGAAGUUCGAAGCUUCUUUUUUCAACUUCGAAAUCCAAAAAGCAUGUUCGCCACUACCUGCAGGCAGAGUGUAUUUUUGUGAAAAUCGAUAUCCGUUGUCGUGUUCAAGGGGAUGUUAUUCUUGAGUGCAUACAUUUGAGUGAAGAUUUCACUCGUGAGGAGAUGAUGUUUAGAGUCAUGUUCCAUACUGCAUUUGUGCGGUCAAAUAUAUUGUUGCUGAGCCGUGAUGAAAUUGAUAUAUUGUGGGAUGCAAAAGAUCAAUUUUCUAGGGAUUUCAAAGCAGAGGUGCUUUUCUUGGAUGCUGAUGCUGUUCUACCCGAUCUAACCACAGUCGCAGCGAAUGAUGAUGCAAAUGAAACUGAAAGUGCCUCCACUGAAAGUGCUUCACCUGAGGAGUUUUAUGAAGUGGAAGAGAUUUUUAGCAAUGUAAUUGAUGGACAGGAAGGUAAAGGUGAGUAUGAUUCUCAUGCUAUUAAUGACAGUGCUGUCUUUGAUGGAAAUCAUAAAGAGGUUUGGAAGGGGGAGUUGGAUUCUCACGGCUUUCAGGAUUGUACGCCAGAUGAUGGGCUUCAAAAACGGCUCGAUGAGAUGGAUUCUGGUAUUAAUGAAGUGAAAGACAUCUCUGUUGAUGAUGUGAAAUACAAGCUUGAUGAGAGCAUGGAUUCAGAUCCUCAUGCAGUGAAGGACAUUGCUGUGGAUGAUGGAAAAAUUAAGUCAACCGCUGCAAUAUUUUCAGACAUGAAAACAAUGGAAAUCGAUGUGGAUGUGAACCAGGAAAUGGCAAUCCAAAACAAAUAUGAUGAAGAUAACAAAGUUAUAGAAAGGGACUUAGAAUCCAAGGCAGGGCAGCAGAUAGCUGAUAUUGCAAGACAAAAAUCAGGUAAACUUGUUCCAUUGGCUCCGAAGAAACAACCUCCAUCAAACUCAAAGCCAAUGGGAGAUUCAAUUACAACAAAGCAAAAGACUAAACAGCAAGAAACCCAAGGUUUUCAGUCAAAACAAGCUAAGCCUACUGCAGUAACUCAAUGGAUUCCUUCUAACAAGGGUUCUUACACAAACUCAAUGCAUGUAUAUUAUCCAUAUAGGAACAAUAGUGCACCUGCAGCACUUACAAAUUAUACAGCUCCAAAGGAUAAAAUGGAAGAUACCAAAGUGAAGUCUUCAUCUGCAUCUGCUGCUUCUACUGACACGAGAAUUGAACUGAAAAGUCGCAAGGUGGCCCCUACAAAAUCUUCAGGCAACACAGUAGUAGGAUUGGAUGCUAACCGCCCUCAAUCAUUACCAUCUGUUAAAGAAACAUCUUUUGACUUUGAGUUAGUUACAGAAGCAGAUCAACAGAGCUCAGAGCAAGAGCUACGACCUCCACCACCGCCUCCUCCUCCUCCUCCACCUCCGCCAAGAAACUUUUCUUCACGUGUUUUUGAUCCCUUAUCGUUUCAGGAUGAUGUAUCAAGUCAAGCAUCUCAAUCUCCACUGGUAUCCUCAUCCUCUUUGGGUGGAAAUGUGUCUACUGCACAAGCCCCGCCACCUCCACCACCGCCACCGCCGCCAUUUUCAAGAUCAAUUAGUAAACAAAAAGUAGGGAUAAGUUUACAACCUGCAACUUCUCCUCCUACCGCUCCACCCCCAACUCCACCACCACCCCCAUUUUUUGGGCAAAACAAGAGGAGCUUACAACCUUCUCCAUCCUCUUGGAAGUCUCUGUAUUCCUCAAUUUCCACUGCUGCGGAAUCUAGUAGUUCUGAGGUAUUUGAAGUAGUGGGUCUUGCACCUCCUCCUCCUCCACCAAGAGCUCCACCUCCCCCACCUCCACCUCCUUUUAGUAGAGCUCCACCUCCCCCACCUCCACCUCCUUUUAGUAGAGCUCCACCUCCCCCACCUCCACCUCCUUUUAGUAGAGCUCCACCUCCCCCACCUCCACCUCCUUUUAGUAGAGCUCCACCUCCCCCACCUCCACCUCCUUUUAGUAGAGCUCCACCGCCACCACCUCCACCUCCUUUUAGUAGAGCUCCACCUCCCCCACCGCCACCUCCUUUUAGUAGAGCUCCACCUCCCCCACCGCUACCUCCUUCUAGUGGAGAUCUGACUCCCUCGCCACCACCACUUUUGACUAGAGCUCCAUCUCCUCCACCACUUCCUCCAUUACAUGGAGGCCCACCUGCACCUCCACCUCCUCCAAUGUCUAGAGCCCCAGCUCCUCCACCUCCCCCUAUUCGUGGAGCACCACCUCCUGCUCCUCCUCCUCCUAUGCGGGGAGCACCCCCUCCUCCACCACCUCCUGGGGGUCAAGGUGCACCUGCUCCGCCACCUCUUGGUAGUCGAGGCCCUCCUCCUCCACCUCUUCCUGGUGCUUCCGGUGCUCCUCCUCCACCUAGACCUCCUGGUGGCGCACCACCACCUCCACCCUUGGGUUCUAAAGGUUCAAAUGUUGGAGCUGACCCAAGAGGAAGAGGGCGUGGAUACGUGCGCCCUGCAGGAGCAGGUGCUGUUGCACCUCGACGGUCCUCCUUAAAGCCAUUGCACUGGAGUAAGGUUACAAGGGCAUUGCAAGGAAGUUUAUGGGAAGAAUUACAAAGAUUUGGAGAACCUCAAAUUGCACCAGAGUUUGAUGUUUCAGAGCUAGAGAAGCUUUUCUCUGCAAAUGUUCCAAAACCUUCUGAUUCAAGUGGUAAAUCUGGAGGGCGGCGCAAAUCUGUUGGAUCUAAAACUGACAAAGUCCACUUGAUUGACCUAAGGAGGGCUAACAAUACUGAAAUUAUGCUCACUAAGGUUAAGAUGCCACUUCCUGAUAUGAUGGCUGCUGUGCUGGCUAUGGAUGAAUCAGUAUUAGAUGUAGAUCAGGUGGAAAAUCUCAUUAAGUUUUGUCCUACCAAAGAAGAGAUGGAACUUUUGAAGGGAUACACUGGUGACAAAGAGAAUUUGGGAAAAUGCGAACAGUAUUUUUUAGAGCUGAUGAAGGUGCCACGAGUAGAGUCAAAGUUAAGAGUAUUCUCUUUCAAGAUUCAAUUUCUGUCUCAGGUUACAGAAUUUAAGAAGAGUUUAAAUGCUGUGAACUCUGCUUGUGAAGAGGUCCGAAAGUCUGUCAAGCUGAAGGAGAUCAUGAAGAAAAUUCUUUUUUUGGGUAAUACAUUAAAUCAAGGAACAGCUAGGGGAUCCGCAAUUGGAUUCAAGUUGGAUAGUCUUUUAAAGCUUACUGACACUCGUGCUUCUAACAAUAAGAUGACACUGAUGCACUAUCUUUGCAAGGUUCUAGCUGAUAGGUCGCCUGGACUGCUUGACUUCCACUUAGACCUUGUAAGCCUGGAAGCUGCGACUAAGAUACAAUUGAAGUCCUUAGCAGAAGAGAUGCAGGCAAUCAUCAAGGGACUAGAAAAGGUUAAACAGGAGCUUGCUGCAUCUGCAAAUGAUGGACCUGUGUCCGAAGUUUUCUGUAAGACAUUGAAAGAAUUCAUAUCUGUUGCUGAGUCAGAGGUAGCAUCUCUGACAAGCCUAUAUUCUGUGGUGGGUAGAAAUGCUGAUGCACUCGCACUAUAUUUUGGCGAGGAUCCUGCUCGUUGUCCAUUUGAACAAGUCACCACAACUCUCUUAAAUUUUAUAAGGUUGUUUCGGAAAGCGCACGAAGAGAAUUGCAAGCAGGCAGAGUUAGAGAAGAAAAGAGCCGAGAAAGAGGCUGAAAUGGAGAAGGCUAAGGGCGUUAACUUGACAAGGAAGAGUGCAAAAGAUAGUUGACGACUGUGUUUUCUGCAUUUUUCGCACCGACAUCAUGCUCUCGCCAAAAGAGUAGGUAUCUUCCCAUGGUAUGAAGGGGAACACUGCUUCUGGACUUUAAGAAGCCAACCUUUCCAUGAUGAUGAUGUGAUAAUUAGCUUUUCGACCCGGUCCAUUCGAGGUGGAAUUGCAUAUUCCUGCUCCCUGUGGACCUCUUGAUUCAUUAAAUGCUAUGGUGCCGGAAUCUGCACACACAAGUUUAUGCAAAUGACACCAUGCUUCUGUUGCUUCAGAUGCCUUCCACGGCCAGCGAGUGCUACGAAAAACAAUGUAUCCGGUCCCACUACGAUUCAAGAAGAAAUUUUGUAUUUUUCAGUGGAACUAGCAUUGGCUUUGCACCAUCGAUUUAGCUGCUUCCUGACCUUCUUGGAUCUGUAAAGCACCAAAGUCAAUUAUAGUAUAAUGAAAUCUUGUACAAAGCUCUAACCCUUUUCAUUAGGAUCCAAUUCUUUGUCAUGUAACAUAGAAAAGAAGAUCAAAUUAGUCUACCUUUUGAUAGAGAUUUUGGUAGUACCCUCAGGAAAAAAAUGUUGUAUAGCUGUCAGUUGAGUUGAAAAUAGAAAAUCAGGUGAUCAUUGUAUUGUAACUGUAAUAUAAGUGGAGAGUAGGCCGAAUUAGGAAUGCUAGUUCCCAUUUUUCAUGUGAAAAAAAUACAAUACUCGGAUGUGUAACACGUUUUCCGGCUCAUGAAAUUUUAUCACGCUGGAUUAUUUCUUCAUAUAUUUUUAUUAGAAUGAGAAAAUUUACACUGA